UAUAUUGAAGGAACGGAUGAAUAUUUGAUGGGGUAGAGAGGGCAGAAGAAGAGCAAAAACAAUAAAAAGUCAACGGGAGAAUACUUGAGAUGCAACGGAGGAGCAAUGAGAUAGAGGAGGCGGAGGAGGAAGAGGAUGGAAGGAGAGGACUGGAGAGUGUGAGAGAGAGAGAGUUGGAAGGAAGAAGCAGUGGAACAGUGUCGAUGAACGGAGAUGACAACGUGUAUGUUGGGGUUGGGAAAGGAGACUCGAGCAUGGAUGCAUUGCGUUGGGCUAUUGACAAUCUUAUCACCUCUUCCUCAACUCUUCUCUUUCUCAUCCAUGUCUUCCCUGAGACUCGCUUCAUCCCUUACCCCUUGGGGAGGCUGACGAGGGAGAAAGCAAGUCAAGAACAAGUUGAAAGCUUUAUGUCUCAGGAAAGGGAAAAAAGAAGAACUCUGUUGCUCAAAUUCCUUCAUGCCUGCUCUGCUUCUAAGGUGAAGGUGGAGACAAUACUGGUUGAGAGUGACUCGGUGGCUAAGGCUAUACAAGACCUCAUUACCAUUCUUAACAUUAAGAAGCUUGUUCUUGGGAUGGACAAGUCUAAUGCUAGGAAAGCAACGGUGAUGAAAGGAAACAGUGUUCCUGAACUGAUAAUGAGGAGCUCCGCAGCAGAAAUGUGUGUGGUCAAAGUCAUAUGCCAAGGAAGAGAAAUAAGCAUGGAGGAGGCGAUGAUGUUGAACAGCCCUUCUAAGUCCCCACUAGCGCAGCGCCCAAGGAAAGAUCAACCCGUUGAUCCUUUUGCUUGCAUUUGCUUUAUCAGUAAGCCCAAAACUAACAGUUAACGUAUUGAGAGAUCAAGAUGCAGAGGCUAUACAUUUGAUGUUAUGUUUUGUGCUUGGCUAGAGCGAGUAAAAAGGUUCUCUGAUAAAAACUAAUAAGGUUAACAGAAACA
Messenger RNA from Camelina sativa (false flax), 934 nucleotides. RefSeq names its product U-box domain-containing protein 33-like. Lineage: Eukaryota; Viridiplantae; Streptophyta; Magnoliopsida; Brassicales; Brassicaceae. The record is from RefSeq and is a predicted model, not a curated record.